Molecule: messenger RNA, 910 nt
Organism: Malus domestica (apple)
Lineage: Eukaryota; Viridiplantae; Streptophyta; Magnoliopsida; Rosales; Rosaceae
Product: small ribosomal subunit protein eS27y-like
Biological process (GO): translation; ribosomal small subunit assembly
Cellular component (GO): cytosolic small ribosomal subunit; ribosome
Molecular function (GO): RNA binding; structural constituent of ribosome
Source: RefSeq, a predicted model, not a curated record
GCGUUAUAUAUGGAGGGGAGGAACGAGAACCCCGAAAUCCUAAUUGCUUCUGCUAAUAACUCACAUCUUUACCAAACGUCGUAUUAUCUAGUUAUAAUGUUUAAAGGAUGAUAAUGCCCCGAAUGGCGGUAAAGGCGGAGAUUAAGUUAUUGUUGGAUCCGACGGCCCACAUCACUCAGACACUCGUUUAUGUUCAUAGCCUUAUAAAACCUAAAAUCUUCUCAGUCGUUCCUCUCACGCACUCCAGCUCUCUCUAAAGGUUCUUGCAGCUCUGUGUUUUCUGGUUUGCGACAAUCUGCAUCGAUCAAGAUGGUGCUUCAGAACGAUAUCGACUUGCUUCACCCACCAGCUGAGCUCGAAAAGAGGAAGCACAAGCUCAAGAGGCUUGUGCAGACGCCCAACUCUUUUUUCAUGGAUGUUAAGUGCCAAGGAUGCUUCAGCAUAACAACCGUGUUCAGUCACUCGCAAACAGUUGUGGUGUGUGGGAACUGCCAGACAGUGUUGUGCCAGCCUACUGGAGGCCGAGCCAGGCUCACCGAGGGUUGCUCUUUCAGAAGAAAGGGGGACUGAUGCUGGUGCUUUGAUCGCAUUUACAUGUAUUUGGCAAAUUGCAGAAGAGCUUUGUGAGGGUGAUUUACGGUUGAAAUAUUGUUUCUCCUCGUUUUUGCCUUUGCUUUUUUCUUUAUAGUCUUUUGAAUAUGUAAUUUGUUAGGGCAGCGGUCUGGACCUUACCAUGAGAGUGUAGUGUUAUGAAUGUUUAGUUAAUUUUGGUGGUUACAUUACCUUUUGCACUUCUUAUGGAUUGUUUAAAGUGUUCAUAUGCCUGCCCUUUUAAGUUCCAUAUAAAGAUUAUCAGUGAUCAAUUUCUGUCAUGGAAAUGUUAUAGCUGCUACUUUUGUUCAUCGAUGCA